AGCCUGUAGCCGGGCGCCAUCUUUGACGCUGGCAGUCUUGGAUUUCUUGCUGGUGUUGCUGCCGUGAGGACGGCGGAGGGCAGCGGCUAAGAGAGAAGAAAGACGUGGCAGCGAGCGGAGGUCGGGGAUAGUGCCCUCGGUUCGGUAAAGUUUCUGUUCUCCGGGUCUCACACUACUUUGGAGGUUUUUCUCAAACUCCACAUACAGAAAGCCACCGACCUUAUUCCGGUAUCCGCCACCCCUUCCUUAUCUUUAAUUAUACUCCCGCCCCCCCAGCCCUCAGCAUCGGAGUCAAGAGCUACAGGGACACUUCAGUUCUCCUUGUAGGAUUGAUGAGAUCGUAAUGAAGAACGCCCCCUAAGCUCCCAUAAAUCGGUGCGGAUUCCUCUUGGGGGAAGGCCCAUGUUAUUGGCAUCUCACAGGCCUUGGUUCUGGACGUUGAGAAGGAGGCUGUGGAUAUAGUUGAUAGCGAUGCUUUUUAGGAUUUGGGGAUAUUCCCUGCCCAAAAAUUUCCUGGAAAAUUGACUAGUAUUAAGUGUGAGUAAAAGGUGUCCACUUUUUUUUUUUUAAGUUUUUAUUUUAGUUUUGUCUUGGAUAGUAUUUGGCAAGAUUUAGCCUAGAAAUAAUGUAGUAUCUAUUACAUGAAAAUCAAAAUUGCUUUGUUACUGGGCUGGUUACAAAAUUUAGAAUUCAUUUCUAUGUAUCAAAUCGUUUUUUGGUGGGGUUUUUGUUUUUUUUUUGUUUUUGUUUUUUGGCCUUUUUUCUUUUAAUUCUUAAAUGGUAAAUGUACCAUUGUGGAAUGAAAUUUCAACUUCAAAAGUUUACCCUUUUAUUAACUAGAGUAAAUGGAUAAUUGCAACGUCUUUAGUUGUAGCCAUCAGUAGUAAAGAAUUUGAAAUUAGGCUGCAUAAGCAAGCCUUUGCAGGAGGGCCAAUAUUGAAUUUCAUGCCAGUUGACACUGGUUGCUAUAAAAGAAAAACAAUCUUCCCUUAAUAGAAGCUUUUUGUAUUUUGACAGUGCCAGCUCAGUAUGGCUAUAAUGCUGUUCUGCCUUCUACAGCUUGCUGCACCACUCUGUAGUUACUCUAUAACUAUACGUUUCUAUCUUUUUUGGUUAAACACUCCCUGAAGAUGAAAAAGAUUAUGAUAUACAUGCAUCCAUAUUAUACACAUUGAUAUAUGUGUUAAGAAUUCACUUCAUCUUUAUUUUGCCAGCUGGGCAAAAUUUUGUGUAACAUCUUCAUGAUACUUUGGUAUAAGAGUAAGUUCACUACUUUUAUAAUGAAUCCAAAUCUAAAGGCUUUUGUAGUGUAUUUUAAAAGGGAAAACUUACCCAAAUGUUUUAUUUCUACACAUUUGUGUGUAUGUGUGUGUGUGUAUGUGUGUAUAAGCCAGUUAGUAUAUAUGUAUAUUAUGUACAUAAAACACUAUUUUUACAUACAAGUGUGCUUUUAUUAUACAGAUAAUAAAGAUGGGGGAAGGUUUCUGUUUUUUUCUUAAUAGGUGAAGAAAUCUUGAAGACCAGAAAUUGGAUCUUAUUGAAUUUUGGUGUUCUUUUUUAUUUUUUCUCUUUCUUUUUUUCUUUUUAAAUUAUAUUGUUCGACUAUGGAAGAUGGAUUUUUUUAAAAAAAAUAAUCCUUUGAAUUCCAAGUUCAUCUUUAAAUGAACGUUUUUUGUUUGUUUUUUUGUUUUUGUUUUUAUUUUGAGGAGAUAACUAGCUAUAGCUGUCUCCAGUCUGACAAGGUUGUUCGAAUGGACUUAAUCUCCCAAUAGUUGGGAAAUGUUUUAAAAACACAUCCUGUGUUUGAAUUGUGGCUGAGAGGUUUCCUUGGCAAUGUGAGGAGGAAAUUUUUUUCUGCCUCAUUAUUAUUAAUUCAUGGAUUGAGUGUUGGUUCGACCUACAGGCGUAAUAGAUUGGAACUCAGUGAAGACACAGAUGUUCCUGUUGAGAGCAACCAGCUAAUCAUUACAUUUUAAAGGCGAUUUCUGUGAUUGAAUUGUCAUUUGGAAGAUUAAAUCCAUUUCAAAAGGACUUGAAGCUGGUCCUCACCUUAAAGGAAGCAGUGGCUUGUUUUCAAGAAGCCAUUUCUGAUCUCAGGAUCUACCCAGCAUGCCUAAUCAAGGAGAAGACUGCUAUUUUUUCUUCUAUUCUACAUGCACCAAAGGUGACAGCUGUCCGUUCCGUCACUGUGAAGCUGCACUAGGAAAUGAAACUGUUUGCACAUUAUGGCAAGAAGGACGCUGUUUUCGACAGGUGUGCAGGUUUCGGCACAUGGAGAUUGAUAAAAAACGGAGUGAGAUUCCUUGUUAUUGGGAAAAUCAACCAGUAGGAUGUCAAAAACUAAACUGCGCUUUUCAUCACAACAGAGGACGUUAUGUGGAUGGCCUUUUUCUACCUCCAAGCAAAACUGUGUUGCCCACUGUGCCUGAGUCACCAGAGGAGGAAGUGAAGGCUUCCCAGCUCACAGUUCAACAAAACAAAUUGUCUGUCCAGUCCAAUCCCUCUCCUCAACUGCGAAGUGUGAUGAAAGUAGAAAGUUCAGAAAAUGUUCCUAGCCCCACUCAUCCACCAGUUGUGAUCAAUGCUGCAGAUGAUGAUGAAGAUGAUGAUGAUCAGUUUUCUGAGGAAGGUGAUGAAACCAAAACACCAACCCUGCAACCAACUCCUGAAGUUCAUAAUGGAUUACGAGGGGCUUCUGCCCGGAAACCUGGGGUCAAUUUAAAACAAGGUGAAUGUUUGAAUUUUGGAAUAAAAACUCUUGAGGAAAUUAAGUCAAAGAAAAUGAAGGAAAAGUCCAAGAAGCAAAGUGAAGGUUCUUCAGGAAUUUCCAGUCUUUUACUCCAGCCUCAGCCCAUUCCAGGUCCUGAAAAAGAGAAUGUCCGGACUGUGGUGAGGACAGUAACUCUCUCCAACAAACAAGGAGAAGAACCAUUGAUAAGAUUGAGUCUCACUGAGAGACUGGGGAAACGAAAAUUUUCUGUAGAUGGUGACAGUGAUCCUCCGUUAAAGCGUAGCCUUGCACAAAGGCUAGGGAAGAAAGUUGAUGCUUCAGAAACUGACAAAACACCAAAGAAAGUUCAAGUUUCCAAGUCUCUAAAGGAACGCUUAGGUGUGUCAGCUGGUCAAAACAAUGAGGAGGCAGCAGAGAGAGUUACUAAAGUUGGUGAGAUUCAUGUGAAGACAUUAGAAGAAAUCCUCCUCGAAAGAGCCAGUCAGAAACGUGGAGAAUUGCAAACUAAACUCAAGACAGAAGGCCCUUCAAAAGCUGAUGAUUCUACUUCAGGAGCAAGAAGCUCUUCCACUGUUCGAAUCAAAACCUUCUCUGAGGUCCUGGCUGAAAAGAAACAUCGACAGCAAGAAGAAAAGAAACAUCGGCAGCAAGAAGCAGGAAAAAGCAAAAAGUUAAAGACGGAUAGUGAGAUUAAAAAAACAUCAGUUUUGCCACCAAUGGUUGCCAACAAAGGACAGUCGGAGGAGCCUGCGGCGAGAACGAAGUCUAUGCAGGAGGUGCAUAUCAAGACGCUGGAGGAAAUUAAACUGGAGAAGGCCCGGCGGGGGCAGCAGAGCGCCAAGAGCAGCACCAGCUCCCAGCCUCAGCCCGAGGCCGCCCCUGGGACCAGGCGGCUUUUACGAAUCACCAAAAAGUCAGGUAUAAAAGAAGAGAAGAAACUUCAAGAAAGUGAAAUUGCAUUUCAGAGCAGUGUUGCUAGAACAGAAGCUAAAGAGGCUUCAAAUGAGACAGCAGGAGUUGGCAUUAAAAUUCCAAUCAAGAAAUGUGAGACGAUGCGAGAAAAGCACAUACAGAAGCAGCCAGAGAAGGGAACCUCCCAGAAGGAAAGACCUGUGCUGACAUCCCUCUGGGGAGAGGUGGACGCUGGUGAUGCCCAGCCAGCAGAGACGCCAGUGCUCACCGCUGUGCCGAGUGGCACCCGGAGCCUCCCGAAGCGGCUUCCCACCAAGUCAUCCCAGAAGGCCGAGCUGGAAACCGCAGGGAUUGGCGACUCAAUAUUAAAUGUGAAAUGUGCAGCCCAGACCUUGGAAAAAAGGGUUAAAGCUAAGCCCAAAGUGAAUGUGAAGCCAUCUGUGGUCAAAGUGGUCUCUUCCCCCAAAGUGGCCCCCAAGCGCAAGGCCGUGGAGAUGCACCCUGCCGUCAUCGCCGCGGUGAAGCCGCUCAGCGCCAGCGGGGGCCUGCAGGAGAGCCCGGCCAAAAAGGCAGCCAUGGCUGUUGUUCCGCUCCUUUCUGAGGACAAAGCAGUCACCGUUCCUGAGGCAGAGAGACCCAGAGACAGUCUUGUGCUGCCUCCAGCCCAGUCCUCAUCAGAUCCCUCUCCAUCAGAAGUCUCUGGCCCUUCCUCAUCCCAAAUGGCCACGAAAACUCGCCGACUCAGCACUGCUUCGACAGGAAAGCCCCCGCUCUCUGUGGAGGACGAUUUUGAGAAGCUAAUAUGGGAGAUUUCAGGAGGCAAAUUAGAAGCUGAGAUUGACCUGGAUCCUGGGAAAGAUGAAGAUGACCUUCUGCUUGAGCUAUCAGAAAUGAUUGAUAGCUGAAGGUGAUAGUAGGACAUUUCAAACAAAAACAAAAAAAAACUCACCAAAAAACUGCACUUAGUUUCAUCUAUUAUAACAUUUACCCAAGAUGAUCAUUUCUUUAGUCUAGAAUUUGCCCCAGAUCAGAAGUAUACCUCUGAAUUACUUGUAUAUGUCCUAGAUUCCUUGGGGUCAGAUUUUUAAUGUCCCUUGAUAACCAUUUUGUCCAUUUGAUGCCAAUGUUUAGCAUCUUCAAGAAAAAGUUCUUUCUUACCCCUCUCUCCACAAAAAGACAGAGAGAGAUCCAAGUGAAAGGAUGCAAGAGAACUUGGUGACUCCUUGAGGUGUUUGUCAGUUUUGGCUUUUUCCCCUUUGUUAUAUUAUUUUAUGUAUUAAUGUGCUUACUGUUACCUGAGUUUGGAAAGGAUGAAGACAGCUGCUACCAGAAGGACCAAAUUUCAUGCUACCACUAAACAAAACAAUUCAUUCAGUCUGUGUUAAAUUGUAUGUCUUUUUUAAAGUAUUUGGAGAUUCGUCUAAGCUUUAGAGCUGAGCAGCUCAGGAAGCCUGUAAUCUGGACAUAACCGUUUGGACCCGAUUUUCAUGUUUCUACUGCUGAGUAAGCCUCUGAAGAUCAAUAGCUAAUUUAUUAUUACUGUAAUUUUUUAAGGCUUUAAAGUGCCUCAGGGGUUCUCUGAAAUUAAUUUUCUAUUUCUGGGAUUCCCUGGAUUCUUAUUAAGAGAUGGUGACAUAACGAUUAGAGGAAUUCUCUUUUUAGUAUGAAAGUUGUCCCUUUUCUUUAGUCCUUGCCUCCUACUGGCAUUGAAUUAUCACAGGAAUAAAAAUUGGUUAAUUUUAUAUUUCUAAUUCUCCCAGCAAACUCCUCUUAUCCAGUAUUUAUUUGGUGUCCUGUAACUGUCAGGGGGGAAAUGAACGCACUCGAGCUGCCAAUAUUUAUGUGUGGACUGUAGCAGGACAAUGACUUGUACUACAAGAAGGGAUUAUUUGAGAUGUUCUGGAGGUGUAUUGUAUACCGUCCAGUUUUCUUCAUUUCUGAACUGAAUUUUCUUUCUUUGAUGUUGGUCUCCCACCUUCAUAUCACCUCAAGGUUUAGACUGUGAACAGUAUAUGGGGCUAAUAGUCUUAAAAGGAGACAUAUACAUACUCGGAAGAAAGAGGAAAGAAGGACUUGUCCAUUUUGAUAUUUUGCUGUAGGUGGCCAGUUUUGUUUCUCAUAGGGGAAUCUGACCCACCUGUCAUGUUGGCUCCUAAGGAACUGCUAUUGUAAGCGGCUCAUCAAGAGUUGAACUUCAUGUAGCCUUGUUGAGAAUGUGGAAAAGGAAGAAAGCCACGGGACUGCCCAUUCAGUCUUGGGAAGAUCUGGAUGAUUCUGCACAAGCAAAAGUGACUUGAAAUUUAUGUAUAGACACACCUCUAUCAAUCCAUCUUCAGCUGACUGAAUGUUGUAUCAUAGCCCUUCUCCAAAGCAGGGGUGGAAUGUUUGGUUUCACCACAGAUUUUCUACUCAUUUCAUUUCUGGAAUCAACUUAGAUUCCAGGUCUGUUUUGUAUAUAACCUUUAUUUGCUUUUUAAAUAAUUUUGUUUCAUAUUUAAAGCCCUUGUAUUAGUCAAUGAUUUAUGUUCAGCAUUGUUUGAACCAUUUACCAUUCAUUACACAAAGAGAAAUACUUAUUUGUGUUUUAAAUAAAACUGGUGUAGGAAAGUCUUGA
This is a messenger RNA of Pipistrellus kuhlii (Kuhl's pipistrelle), 6257 nucleotides long. It is a transcript of the gene ZC3H11A, whose product is annotated as zinc finger CCCH-type containing 11A. Lineage: Eukaryota; Metazoa; Chordata; Mammalia; Chiroptera; Vespertilionidae. Bases 2110 to 4548 code for a protein of 812 amino acids. Gene Ontology annotation, molecular function: metal ion binding. The record is from RefSeq and is a predicted model, not a curated record. The transcript has 19 exons.